AUGAGGCUUGCCCCCAAACCGCCCAAGGAGGUUGGAAAACGGGAUUCGCCACAUCAGCGACAACCCAUCCCAGACCCUCCCUUACACAGCUUCAGAUCCCCCCUUCCCCAUCAGUUCAGCAGCAUGGGUAAGGAAAAGUUGCACAUCAACAUUGUCGUUAUCGGCCAUGUCGACUCCGGCAAGUCGACGACGACUGGUCAUCUCAUCUACAAGCUGGGUGGGAUUGACAAGCGUGUGAUUGAGCGUUUCGAGAAGGAAGCCGCUGAGAUGAACAAGAGGUCCUUCAAGUACGCCUGGGUGCUGGACAAGCUCAAGGCGGAGCGCGAGCGUGGUAUCACCAUCGAUAUCGCUCUGUGGAAGUUCGAGACCAACAAGUACUACUGCACGGUUAUCGACGCUCCCGGCCAUCGCGAUUUCAUCAAGAACAUGAUUACGGGUACCUCGCAGGCUGACUGCGCUGUUCUGAUCAUUGACUCCACCACUGGUGGUUUCGAGGCCGGUAUUUCCAAGGACGGUCAGACCCGUGAGCACGCUCUGCUGGCGUUCACCCUUGGUGUGAAGCAGAUGAUCUGCUGCUGCAACAAGAUGGAUGCCACCACCCCCAAGUACUCCAAGGCUCGUUACGAGGAAAUCGUGAAGGAAGUGUCGUCGUACCUGAAGAAGGUCGGCUACAACCCCGACAAGAUUCCCUUCGUGCCCAUCUCCGGUUUCGAGGGUGAUAACAUGAUUGAGCGCUCCACCAACCUGGACUGGUACAAGGGCCCCACCCUUCUGGAGGCUCUGGACCAGGUGACUGAGCCCAAGAGGCCGUCCGACAAGCCCCUGCGUCUGCCCCUUCAGGACGUGUACAAGAUCGGCGGUAUCGGAACAGUCCCGGUCGGUCGUGUGGAGACUGGUGUGCUAAAGCCCGGUAUGGUUGUGGUGUUCGCUCCCAGCGGGCUGACCACUGAGGUGAAGUCGGUCGAGAUGCACCACGAGUCUCUUCCCGAGGCUGCUCCCGGCGACAACGUUGGCUUUAACGUGAAGAACGUGUCGGUGAAGGAGCUGAAGCGUGGCUAUGUCGCCUCCGACUCCAAGAACGAUCCCGCCAGGGAGGCUGCCAACUUCACCUCGCAAGUCAUCAUCAUGAACCAUCCCGGCCAGAUCGGCAACGGCUACGCGCCUGUGCUGGAUUGCCACACGUCCCACAUUGCCGUGAAGUUCUCUGAGAUCAUCACCAAGGUGGACAGGCGUUCCGGUAAGGAGCUGGAGAAGGAGCCCAAGUUCGUGAAGAACGGUGAUGCUUGCUUCGUGAAGAUGGUUCCCACCAAGCCCAUGUGCGUGGAGACCUUCUCCGAGUAUCCUCCUCUUGGUCGCUUCGCCGUGCGUGACAUGCGGCAAACAGUGGCUGUCGGUGUCAUCAAGAGCGUUGAGAAGAAGGACCCCUCUGGUGCCAAGGUCACCAAGGCUGCUGCCAAGAAGAAGUAA
This is a messenger RNA of Closterium sp. Yama58-4, 1467 nucleotides long. The record is from the annotation of a GenBank genome assembly. Lineage: Eukaryota; Viridiplantae; Streptophyta; Zygnematophyceae; Desmidiales; Closteriaceae.